GAAGAUUUACUAACUCAAGCAGGUCAAGGUAGGCUCUGGAAACAGACAUACAGAUUCCCUUUACCCACGCACCAAAUUGUACGUGAUUACGUAUAAAUUCUAGUCUCUCUCAUAUUUUGUAAUAAGAAUCACUUUCGAUAAGCUUAAAAUCAUGAGUGAAGCUCCUGCCGAUAGAGCCGAUGUCCCAACGCCAGUAGAAAAGAAAAGCCAUCGCAUUCAGGUCAGACUGCCAGCACCGGAGUUAAGUCAAACUGAACUGCAAACCGGAGCGAGCAGAGCCGUUAGAGAGACUGCGCAGUCCAACCUUUGUGAUUCGCAACAGGUGGGCAUCUUACGCGGUGCAUCGGCUUACACGAAACAGUAUCGGGAAAUCGAUAACGUCUUAAAACAUCUCGCCGUUGCUUAUUUGUUCACCGUUCUGAAAUCACCACCACACUGGACACCGGAAACGUUUGGUGAAAUAGUCGAGCUGGAGGCUACCAUUGCCAACACAAAGCUCGAGACACGGCUUCCAAUUUUCCGGAACGAUAAAACGUACAACAUUCAUCUCUCCAGCACACUGUUAAAGGGACGGUUCGUUACACCGCAGGAACGAUCGGCCCACGCCCAGCUAAAUGUCAAUCAAGCGCUGGCCCGCAUUAAACGGGGAAAGGCUGCAAUUUGGAUGUGUGAUUCGUACUUUUUCCUCAUCCGUCGUCUCGUAACCGGUUGGUACUUUUACACCGUGAACCUACAGGACAAACCGGCCCUGAUGUUUUUCAGCUGUGCACAGCUGAUGGUGAACCUUGUACGAGAGUCCUACGGAUGUACAGAGCAUUCGAAGUACUUCCUCUCGAACAUUGUCCUACACUCGGUGGAGGAAGGCGACCUGACCAGGAUUGUGUGGAAGAUGAAGCGUAGCUGCGGUAUGAAACUUACCUCACCGAUGGAAGCGAUCCUGCACGGGAACAUUUGCUUGGUACGGCCGAGCCUAGAACGAUCGCUCGAAAUCGGGCUUAACGUGCUGGAGCGGGCAGGAAACGUUCAGAAAAAGCCACGAUCGUGGGAUAACAAGCUCCUGAAUGGAUGUUUUAAGCGAGCUCAAGUAAGCUGGAAAGUGGCAGAAAAGAUGGCUGCCUUUGUGCGUGAUAAAACCGAUCCGAGCUACACCGUUGGAGGGUAUGAACUAACCUGCCGAACUGCUCCGAUAGGACAUCGGCAGAGGAAACAUUUUGAGGAGCUCGUAAACUACUUCCUCGCUUCCUGUAACGCACUCCUGGUAGUUGGACUCGACUGCUGCUUUCUAUUCUGGUCCAGGGAUAACUUCCUCUACUGGUUUAGUCCUUACCGGUACAGUUCCCUGCAGGAGAAGCCCGAAAUUCUUCAAAGUCGAGCCUGUUUCGUGCACAUGACGAACGCUCUGGCUAAAGCUUCCCAAUCGCUGUACGAAUAUCUCUACGAGCUUGGUGUUUUCCCUGAUCAUACGAUCGAGCUGCUGCCGGUGCGUGUCGAUGAUCGUGUGCCACACGCUCCCAUUCCCGACGAGGAUGAAGAUUCGCUUGAUCAGGAAGGUCUCACCAUACCGCCCGCUAGUGAUCGAGGCUGGACGAACUUCUACUCACCGGAACUUCACACCCCGUCGGAGUUGCGGUUAGCAAGACAGAUGCUCGAUAUGGUGUACCGGACGGCGGAAGAUCGGUGUGACUGAGCAGCGACCCAACCCAGAACGGUAAGCAGUAUCCAAUUACACACAAGCUCAUUAAACGGCAUGAUCACCUCGCUAACCACGGUAACAUGAGCAGGUGCGGUAUCACAAGCCACAAAACGGUUCGAUUGAUGCGUUCGAUAAUGUUUAUUAAAUAUAUGUAUGGUACGUAUGCAUGUUGUACAUUAUGUGAAGCAACAGAAACACGGCGACAGGGUACCAAGUUGUUCUCUGCUAAGGAUAGAUUAGUUACAAACGGUUGAGCUUAACUCCCUAGCUGCUUCGUACCAUUCGCUAAGUAUAUACACAGAAGUGGACUAAUAAUA
Messenger RNA from Anopheles stephensi (Asian malaria mosquito), 2010 nucleotides. RefSeq lists its product as uncharacterized. The record is from RefSeq and is a predicted model, not a curated record. The transcript is spliced from 3 exons. Lineage: Eukaryota; Metazoa; Arthropoda; Insecta; Diptera; Culicidae. Bases 152 to 1687 code for a protein of 511 amino acids.